AAGGGCGGGCGACCCAGGGGCUUUAUAUCCGGGUCGUGAUGCGGUUCAAAGCUUAACGCUGCAACGCUCUAUUGUGUUCCGUGUGUACGUGAUCAAGUGGAACUAAGAUGUCUGGAAGAGGAAAGACCGGUGCCAAGGCCCGCGCAAAGGCGAAGACACGUAGCUCCAGGGCAGGUCUGCAGUUUCCAGUCGGCCGAGUCCACCGUCUUCUCCGCAAAGGUAAUUAUGCUGAGCGUGUGGGCGCUGGAGCUCCAGUUUACCUGGCCGCCGUGCUGGAGUAUCUUACAGCUGAGAUUUUGGAGUUGGCCGGCAAUGCCGCCCGGGACAACAAGAAGACUCGUAUCAUUCCUCGCCACCUUCAGCUGGCGGUACGAAACGACGAAGAGCUGAACAAACUGCUUGGUGGCGUCACUAUCGCCCAGGGCGGUGUCCUGCCUAACAUCCAGGCUGUCCUUCUGCCCAAAAAGACCGGCCAGGCAGCUGCGACCACUGGCAAGGCGGGAAAGAAGGCCUCCUCUCAAUCUCAGGAGUAUUAGCCGCAUGGCUAACACCUUAGAACCCAACGGCCCUUUUAAGGGCCACCUACAGUACACAAAGACCAACAUUCCCUUAUGGGCUUUACCUUUGUCUUUGUAAAUAAAGUUUAUU
Messenger RNA from Dunckerocampus dactyliophorus (ringed pipefish), 648 nucleotides. RefSeq names its product histone H2AX. The coding region runs from base 108 to 536 and encodes 142 amino acids. NCBI's taxonomy places the organism in Eukaryota, Metazoa, Chordata, Actinopteri, Syngnathiformes, Syngnathidae. Gene Ontology annotation, molecular function: protein heterodimerization activity; DNA binding; structural constituent of chromatin. The transcript has a single exon. The record is from RefSeq and is a predicted model, not a curated record. Gene Ontology annotation, cellular component: nucleosome.